CGCUGUCCUGACCCCCGUUUCCCCGCGGCUGGAGGUGGGGGGGGGGAGGCGGCCCGCGGCCUGUGAGGGGGCGGCGCGGGGGCGGCGGGGCCUCCAUGGCCCCCUGAGGGGGUCCCGGCGGGCAGCCCGGGAACCCCCCGCUCCCCUCGGUGCGAGGGAUGGAGGAGGAGGAGCAGCAGCGCGCAGGGGGCGGCUGGGCCGAGUGGGGGCCCGGCCCGGGGGGGUCCCCGCCGUGGGUCCCCCCCCCGCCGCCCGACGGGGACGAGGAGCCCAAGCGGGGCCGCGGCGCGGAGUGGGGGGGCCCGGAGCCCUCCGGGGACGCGGGGCCCCCCCGGCCGGCGGCAGCGCCCUCCAAAGCGGCGGCGGACGAGAAGGCCGCGAGCGCCCCGCGCCCCCCCCGGGCCGGGGGCGAGCCGCGGGGUAAGGGCGGCGGGGGACCCGGCAAAGGGCCCGGGGGGCGACCCCCGGGCGAGGAGCGGAGCCCCCGCAAAGCCGCCGAGGAGCGCGGGGCCCGCGGCGGGGAGCGGCCCGGCCCCGAGGACAAGGCCCGGCGGCCCCUCGGGGGUCCCCGCGGCGGGGCCGGCCCGGAGCAGCGCGGGGAGUGGGGCUCGCCGUGGUUACCGGGCGAACCGGAGCCCCCCGAGGACUUUUUGCCCCCCCCGGAGUGUCCGGUGUUCGAGCCCAGCUGGGCCGAGUUCAGCGACCCCCUGGGCUACAUCGCCAAGAUCCGCCCGAUCGCCGAGAAAAGCGGCAUCUGCAAAAUCCGACCCCCGGCCGACUGGCAGCCCCCCUUUGCUGUCGAGGUCGACAACUUCAGGUUCACCCCCCGCAUCCAGCGGCUCAACGAGCUGGAGGCGCAGACCCGGGUGAAGCUGAACUACCUGGACCAGAUCGCCAAAUUUUGGGAGAUCCAGGGCUCCUCCCUCAAGAUUCCCAACGUGGAGCGGCGCAUCCUCGACCUCUACAGCCUCAGCAAGGUGGUGAUGGAGGAGGGUGGCUACGAGGCCAUCUGCAAGGACCGGCGGUGGGCGCGGGUGGCCCAGCGCCUCUCGUACCCGUCGGGCAAGAACAUCGGCUCGCUGCUGCGGGCGCACUACGAGCGCAUCAUCUACCCCUACGAGAUGUACCAGUCUGGGGCCAACCUGGUGCAGUGCCACGCGCGGCCCUUUGAGAGCGAGGAGAAGGACCGGGAGUACAAACCCCACAGCAUCCCCCUGCGCCAGUCCGUGCAGCCCUCCAAGUUCAACAGCUACGGCCGGCGUGCCAAGCGCCUGCAGCAGGAGGUGGGCACCCCAAAUCCCUCCCUGGGAUCCCCAAAACCUUCCCUGGGAUCUCCGAAUCCCACCCUGGGAUCGUCCCCUGACGCCGCUGUCCCGCAGCCCGAGCCCACGGAGGAGGACAUCGAGAAGAACCCCGAGCUGAAGAAGCUGCAGAUUUACGGGGCCGGGCCCAAAAUGUUGGGGUUGGGGCUGGUGGCCAAGGAUAAGACCCUGAGGAAGAAAGACAAGGAUGGCCCCGAGUGCCCCCCCACGGUGGUGGUGAAGGAGGAGCCGGCGGGGGAGCCCCGGGGGUCCCCGGUGCCGCCGGGGGCGCGGGACGGGCGGGACGAGCUGCGCCACAGCCCCGAGCCCUGCACCAAGAUGACCAUGAGGCUGCGCCGCAGCCACAGCAACAGCCAGUUCGUGGAUUCCUACGUGUGCCGGAUCUGCUCGCGGGGCGACGAGGACGACAAGCUGCUGCUGUGCGACGGCUGCGAUGACAACUACCACAUCUUCUGCCUGCUGCCCCCCCUGCCCGAGAUCCCCAAGGGCAUCUGGCGCUGCCCCAAAUGCGUCAUGGCGGAGUGCAAGCGGCCCCCGGAGGCGUUUGGCUUCGAGCAGGCCACGCGGGAGUACACCCUGCAGAGCUUCGGCGAGAUGGCCGACGCCUUCAAGGCCGACUACUUCAACAUGCCCGUCCACAUGGUGCCCACGGAGCUGGUGGAGAAGGAGUUCUGGCGCCUGGUGAACAGCAUCGAGGAGGACGUGACCGUGGAGUACGGCGCCGACAUCCACUCCAAGGAGUUCGGCUCCGGCUUCCCCGUGCGCGACGGCAAACGGCGCCUGUCCCCCGAGGAGGAGGAGUACGCGGGCAGCGGCUGGAACCUGAACGUGAUGCCGGUGCUGCAGCAGUCGGUGCUGUGCCACAUCAACGCCGACAUCUCGGGCAUGAAGGUGCCCUGGCUCUACGUGGGCAUGGUGUUCUCAGCCUUCUGCUGGCACAUCGAGGACCACUGGAGCUACUCCAUCAACUACCUCCACUGGGGUGAGCCCAAGACGUGGUACGGGGUCCCGUCGUUCGCGGCCGAGCACCUGGAGGAGGUGAUGAAGAAGCUGACGCCGGAGCUGUUCGAGAGCCAGCCCGACCUCCUGCACCAGCUCGUCACCCUCAUGAACCCCAACACCCUGAUGGCCCACGGCGUCCCCGUGGUCCGGACCAACCAAUGCGCCGGCGAGUUCGUCAUCACCUUCCCCCGCGCCUACCACAGCGGCUUCAACCAGGGCUACAACUUUGCCGAGGCUGUCAACUUCUGCACGGCCGACUGGCUCCCCGCGGGCAGGCAGUGCAUCGAGCACUACCGCCGCCUGCGCCGUUACUGCGUCUUCUCGCACGAGGAGCUGAUCUGCAAGAUGGCCGCGAGCCCCGAGAAGCUGGACCUGAACCUGGCGGCCGCCGUGCACAAGGAGAUGUUCGUGCUCGUGCAGGAGGAGCGCAAGCUGCGCAAGGCCCUGCUGGAGAAGGGCAUCACGGAGGCGGAGCGCGAGGCCUUCGAGCUGCUGCCCGACGACGAGCGGCAGUGUGACAAGUGCAAGACCACGUGUUUCCUGUCAGCCCUGGCCUGCUACGACUGUCCCCAGGGCCUCGUCUGCCUCUACCACAUGGACGACCUCUGCAAGUGCCCCCGCAGCAAGCAGUACCUCAGGUACCGCUACACCCUGGACGAGCUGCCGGCCAUGCUGCACAAGCUCAAGGUGCGCGCCGAGUCCUUCGACACCUGGGCCAACAAGGUGCGCAUCGCCCUCGAGGUGGAGGACGGCCGCAAGCGCACGCUGGAGGAGCUGCGGGCGCUGGAGUCGGAGGCGAGGGAGCGCAAGUUCCCCGAGAACGAGCUGCUGCACCGCCUCAAGGGCUGCCUGGGCCAGGCCGAGCGCUGCGUGUCCGAGGCCCUGGGGCUCAUCAGCUCCCAGGAGACCGGGGUCCCCGCGCCGGCGCUGACGGUGGAGGAGCUGCGGGCGUUCCUGGAGCAGAUGAACCAACUGCCCUGUGUCAUGCACCAGAUCGGGGACGUGCAGGCGCUGCUGGAGCGGGUGGAAGCGUUCCAGGCGGAGGCGCGGGCGGCGCUGGACGUGCCCCCCCCGGGCCCGGGGGCUCUGCAGGAGCUGCUGGAGCGGGGGGCCCGCCUGGGCGUCGAGGUGCCCGAGGGCCGGCGGCUGGAGCGGCAGCUGGCCCAGGCCGCGUGGCUGGAGGAGGUGACGGCCACCCUGCGCUCCCCGCGGGCCCGCGUGCCCCUGCCCGUCAUGCGCGGCCUCAUCCAGGCCGGCCGCACCGUGGCCCCCAGCCCCGCCGUGGACGUGGCCAUGGCCGAGCUGCAGGAGCUGCUGACCAUCGCCCAGCGCUGGGAGGAGAAGGCUCAGAUGUGCCUCGAGGCCAGGCAGAAGCACCCCCCGGCCACGCUGGCCGCCAUCAUCAAGGAGGCCGAGAACAUCCCGGCGCUGCUGCCCAACAUCCAGGCCCUGAAGGAGGCCCUGGGCAAGGCCCGCGCCUGGAUCGCCGACGUUGAGGAGAUCCAGAACGGUGACCACUACCCGUGCCUGGACGACCUGGAGGGGCUGGUGGCCGUGGGCCGGGACUUGCCGGUGCGGCUGGAGGAGCUGCGGCAGCUCGAGGUGCAGGUGGGCACCGCGCACUCCUGGCGGGACAAGGCCUCCCGCACCUUCCUCAAGAAGAACUCCUGCUACACCCUGCUCGAGGUGCUGUGUCCCUGCGCCGACGCCGGCUCAGACAGCAGCAAGAGGCUCAAGUGGCGGCAGGAGCCGGGGUUGUACCGGCUGGACGCCGAGAGCUUGGGGCUGUCGGCGCAGGACCUGCGGGACCCCGGUGCUGUGAUCGUGGCGUUCAAGGAGGGCGAGCAGAAGGAGAAGGAGGGCAUGCUGCGGCUCCGCCACGCCAACGCCCAGAAAGCCGCGCCACCUCUGCCAGGCCCGGGGCCACCAUCCUGCGUGUGCGGGCAACCGGCGGGGCCGGGCAUGCUGCAGUGCCAGCUCUGCCGGGACUGGUUCCACGGCUCCUGCGUGGCCUGGCCCCGCCUGGGCGCCCAGAAGCCCUCGCCGGCCUGGUGGGAGUGGGACGCCAAGUUCCUGUGCCCGCUGUGCCAGCGCUCGCGGCGGCCGCGCCUCGAGACCAUCCUGGCGCUGCUGGUGGCCCUGCAGAAGCUGCCGGUGCGGUUGCCCGAGGGCGAGGCCCUGCAGUGCCUCACCGAGCGGGCCAUCACCUGGCAGGACCGUGCCCGCCAGCUCCUGGCCUCGCCCGAGGUGGCCGGGCCCCUGGAGCGCCUGGCGGCCCUGCGGCACCGGCUGCACGGGGACAGCGACGGCGCCCUGCGCGAGGCCAGCCGCAACGAGCAGACCAAGGUGUCGGUGGAGAACGGGGACGCCCCCAGCCCGGAGAAGAACGGGCCCCUGCCCUCGGAGCUGGAGGCGCUGAGCGCGGCGCUGCCGCGGCUGCAGGGGCCGGUGCUGGAGCUGGCCGAGGGCACGCGGCGGCCGCUGGAGGAGCUGAUGAUGGAGGGGGACCUGCUGGAGGUGACGCUGGACGAGGCCCAGAGCAUCUGGCGGCUGCUGCAGGCCACGCGCCCGCCCCCGCUGGCCCUGUUCCGUCUGCUGCUCGAGCUGGAGCAGGCGGAGCGUCGGGGGGCUCGAGCCCGCGGCCGUGACCCCGAGAGGCGCCGGAAGCGCCGGGCAGAGCGGGGGCACCUCCCCUCCCUGGCCAAGGAGGAGCUGGAGCCAAAGAGGAGUCGGGGUCCUGAGGGGGGGGACCCCCGGGACAGCCCCACACCCGGCCCCCAGACCCCGGGGGACUCGUGACGUGGAGCCCCCAGCUCGGACGGACGCGGCUGACACGGUGGGGAUGGACUGGGGGGGGCCACCCCGGGCCUCCCCCCCAACCCUGAGACCCCCCCCAAACCUCCCCAAUUUGGGGUGAGGGGGGGAGGAGGAGGGGGGGGGUCUCCCCUUCCCCUCCCCCCCCCCAGCGAUGUAAUUAUUUGAGUUGUUUCUUUUGUAUCGUUCAGCCCCGGGGGGGGGGGGGGGGGGUUGGGUGGGCCACACACACAGCUGGGGGGUCCCCCCCAAAAUGGGGAGGGGGGGGGCCCCAACCAGCACAGCAGGGCCAGCCCCCCCCCCCAACCACCACCACCCCUCCCCCACCGGGUUUUUUAUAGGAUUGGGGGGGUGGGGGCGGGGGAGGGGACGGAUUUGGGGUCCCCCUGCCCCCCCUCCCCCCCCCCCCGCCGACACUAACAAGUCUCGAGCUCUUUGGGGCGGGGGCAGGGGGGGCCUUAUUUUAUUGUAUUAUGAUUUUUUUUUAUUAUUAUUAAACUUUGGAGGUUAAAAGGG
Vidua chalybeata is the source of this 5654-nucleotide messenger RNA. It is a transcript of the gene KDM5C, whose product is annotated as lysine demethylase 5C. Lineage: Eukaryota; Metazoa; Chordata; Aves; Passeriformes; Viduidae. Gene Ontology annotation, molecular function: histone demethylase activity; DNA binding. Bases 159 to 5123 code for a protein of 1654 amino acids. The transcript has 26 exons. The record is from RefSeq and is a predicted model, not a curated record. Gene Ontology annotation, cellular component: nucleus. Gene Ontology annotation, biological process: chromatin remodeling.